CUGCAUGGCAGCGCAUGUCGAGCUUCACGCGCAUCCACACUCACCUCGCAUGGACUGCAGAAUCCACGCGGCGUCCUGGAAGAAAACACAACCUCUGCCAAACUGAACGAGCAAUUCAAAAGCAACAACUUCUUGCAGGAACACUGUGAGCGCAGCGCGAUUGUCACGAUGUAUUUAUCAUCCCAUUGACGGACACAGCGCUGACCGCUUGCAUUUCCCCCGGACCUUUUGUUGUUUGCCUUGGAGUGUUGCAACAAAGUGUUAGGAAUGCCAGCUGUUCUGGCUCUGUCUGGCCUGCUUCUGAUGCUGCUCACCACGAGUGUCAGGUCCGAGUCGGCAGAGCUGAGGUUUCAGGGCCAGACUCAGUUUGUGGUGAAUGAGAGCAGCAGAGCCAUUGUGCGGCUUGUGGUGGAACGAGUUGGAGAUCCGAUUAAUGUCACUGCACUGGUUUUGCUUCAGGGAGACGACACUGGUGACUUUGAGGCCACAACUGCAGCUGCUUUUCUCCUGUCUUCUGAAAGCAGUAAAACCAUCUUCAUUGCUGUGAAGGAUGAUGACAUACCUGAAGCUGAUGAGACUUUUGUCUUCAUCCUUCGCCUGCAGAGCUCAUCAAAUGGUGUCAUGGUGGGAACUCCAAACACUGCGACUAUCACCAUCCUGUCUAAUGACAAUGCCUUCGGGAUCAUUUCUUUCAACUCGGUAUUUUCUCUUAUUACUGUGGAGGAGUCAAAAGGUAGAAGCCAGUAUGUUCCUCUCACUCUCCUGAGAGAGAAAGGAACCUAUGGCACUGUGACUGUCAACUUUGAGAUUUUUGGAGGUCCAAACCCUGCCAGUGAGGAUCUCAGUCCAGACAUGGGGAACAACUUUCCUCCUGGUCGAUCUGUUGUAGUUUUCAGCAUCAUGAUACAAGAUGACAAGCUUCCAGAGGAUGAUGAGAUCUUCACAGUGCAGUUGACAGAAGAAGCUGGCGGAGCUUUACUCAAUCCUAACAGAAGCAGUGUGCAGAUCAAGAUCUCCCGUAAUGAUGCUCCUAUUCGGUUCUCCAAGCCCACACUAGUUGUACCUAGAACAUUGGUUGUAAUUUCUCUCACCGUUACUCGUGGCAGAACUGAGGAUGGUCUUCUGAUCGGAUCUGAUGACAAAACAGUGUCUGUGGCAUAUGUGGUCAUCGGCAAUGGGGCAGCUAGUGCUACACCGAUGGCAGAUUUUGUGGAUCUACAGACAGAAAGGAUGGUUGUUUUCCUUCCAGGGGUCCAUGAAACAGACCUCCGCUUUAGCAUUAGAGAUGACAACAUUCCUGAAAUUGCAGAAUCUUUCCAGGUGGUCUUCUGGAAGAAGACUAUAUUAGGUGAUGCAGUGCUGGUGACUCCAAGUUUGAUGGUGACCAUUGACACCAAUGAUAAGCCUUAUGGUGUCCUGUCGAUCAGUCCUUCCCCCAUACAGCCACACAUCAUCAAUGAAGACAUGAACCCCAUAUAUGAAGGCAUGAUCAUUGUAAGGAAUGGAGGAACACAUGGAGCUGUUUCUGUUCAGUGGAACAUCACAAGAAACUCCACGGACAGAUCUCCGGUCUCUGCCGAUCUUAACCCUGCAGCAGGUACCUUGAGGUUUUCUGAGGGCCAGAUGAGUUCUGUGCUGCCUUUAAACAUCACCCAGGACAGCCUCCCAGAAGAGGCCGAGGCUUUUCUCCUCAAACUGAUCCCAGGAUCUGUACAAGGAGGAGCUGAAGUGGAUGAGCCGAUGGAAAUGGUGUUCUUUAUUCAGGACAGUGAUGAUGUUUAUGGUCGAUUUGGCUUUCAUCCAAAAGAGAAUCAGAGUAUUCAGAGUCAGCCAGAGGGGCGAUUCCUGUCCCUGAGCUUCCUCAGAGAAGGGGGAACUUUGGGAGAGGUACGACUUACACUGACCGCCCUCUACAUACCUGCUCGACCGCUGGACCCUUCACGAGCCCGAGAUGGGGUGCUGAAUGGCACCAGUGUCAACACUGUACUGUUCAGUUCCGGUCAGUCACGAGCUCAACUCAUCCUGCCCAUCCGCAAUGAUGCCUUCCUGCAGAACGGGGCUCAUUUCCGCAUACAGUUGGACAGUGUGGAGUUGGUAAACAUCACUCCACCAAUCCCAUCUGUGAGUCCACGCUUUGCAGGAGCUUUGAACAUCUCCCUGAUCAUCACUCCUGAUAUUGCUAACGGAGAGAUCGGCUUUACCAGCAAUCAGACAGUGGUGGCCCUGGAACCUGAAGAUUCAAACUCCAGCCUGAUAACUCUUCAGCUGAGGCGGGAUGGCACUGAUGGCCAGGCGGUGGUCUUCUGGAGUCUCAGACCCACUGGUGAAAAUAAAGAGGAUGUCACUAAGGGAGAUAUUUCUCCAUUCACUGGAUCAGUCACGUUCUUCUCUGGACAAAGUGAAGCUGUGAUUAACCUCACCGUAUUGGCUGACAACAUUCCAGAAAUCAAUGAGACCAUCAUUCUUACGUUAGACAGGACAAAUGUGGACAACCAGAUCCUGAAACCAGGAUUCACCAGCCGAGAGAUUGUCAUUCUGGAGAACGAUGACCCUGGAGGAGUAUUUGAGUUUUCACCAGUCUCUAAAGGACCUUGGUUUAUAAAUGAGGGGGAGACAGUUGAACUGAGAGUGAUCAGAGCGCAGGGCCAGCUACUGAACCAGCUCAUAAGAUACACAGUGAUUCCUUCAGGAGUGGCUCAGUUUUAUGGGGCCACAGGGAUCCUGGAGUUCCAGCCUGGGGAGAGAGAAGUGAUGGUGGCCCUGGUAGCCAAACCUGAUGGGAUUCCAGAAUUAGAUGAGACAUUCUCAGUGGUCCUUAGUAGCCACAGCACGCCAGCCAGUCGCCUUGGGAACCGAAGAGAGGUCAACAUUACAGUGCGUAAAAGUGAUGAUCCAUUUGGGGUCAUUGAGUUCAUUCAGCCUGGCUUAGACUUCACCAUCAAUGAGAGUAAAGCCUUGGAUGUUUACUCAGCAUCUUACCCCAUUGGAAGAAGCAGGGGUAGGUUUGGGAAUGUGUCAGUCUUCUGGAUUCUUGAGCCAACAUAUUCAGCAGACGUCAAACCGGUGCAGGGUGAGAUUAUCUUUGCUGAAGGAGAAAACCAGAAGAACCUGACCCUGUCUUCUGUGCCAGAUGAAAUCCCAGAGAAAACUGAAAAUUUCACCAUCACCCUUCUGAAUGCAACGGGUGGAGCAAGACUAGGAAACAUCCUCAGUGCUAGGUUAAGCAUUCGCGCAAAUGAUGAUCCUAUAUAUUUUGCCGAGCCUGUGGUUCAACGAGUGCGAGAAGGGGGUGUGGCCAAUUUCACCAUUCUUCGAGCUGGGUUGGCUAAUUUUGUCACCACAGUGAAUUAUCGUUUUGAGUAUGGCGACACGUCAUCAGGAGACUUCAUUCCACUAAGCAACGACACAAUGCUGGUCUUCCAUUUUGGGGAGUGGAUGAAGAACAUAUCGGUUGCUGUGGUAGAUGAUAAUAUACCAGAAACAGAUGAACCAUUCUACAUAGUUCUCUUCAACGCCACAGGUGAUGCAGUGGUUUAUGGUCAAAUCACUGCUACAGUGGUGAUUGAGGCCAAUGAUGAUGCCAAUGGCGUUUUCUCUCUGGAUUCAACUCAAAAACCAGUGGAGGAGGGAAAAACCAAUAACUUUUAUGUUCUUCGAGACAGAGGACACUUUGGCAAUGUCACAAUAUACUGGCAGCUGUUUGCUAAUGACACCCCUCUUGAACCUUAUCAAGAAUUUGUGAACACAUCUGGGUCUAUAACAUUUCGCACAGGGGAGAAGACAAAACCCAUUGUUCUUGAAGCGAUCUCAGACAAGCUCCCAGAGUUCAAUGAGUUUUAUGAGCUCAGGCUUAUGAAUGUCUCAGGUGGCUAUCCUGGCGAAGGUGGCAAACUGGCAAACAGAGACCUCAAUGCAUCCGUUCUCAUUCCCUUCAAUGACGACCCGUUUGGAGUUUUUGCAAUUGCUCCUGACAGUCUGGAGCGAGAAGUUGCAGAAGAUGUCUUAUCAGUCAACGACAUGUCAAGUGUCACAUCUUUGACCAUACUUCGCCAGCAGGGAACCUUCGGAGAUGUUCGUGUGGCCUGGGAGAUCCUGUCAGGAGCUUUUCCUCGUGGUCUACCACCCAUGGAGGACCUGAUUUUGAUGGCCUCAUUUCCUCCAGCUGUUGAACUCCAGCCUCAUUCCAGGAGACGACAUGCUGGCACCGAUGCCCUCUUCUUCUCUGGACGUCCUGGAGCUUAUGGAUCCAUCAGCGCAGUAACCGCUCUGCAGGUCCCACAGAUCCUGGCUAACUUCACUCUGUCUGUCUGGCUGAAGCCCAAGCCCAAUACAGAUGGCUUUGUUAUUUCUAAAGGCAAUGGGAAUGGAACUGUUUAUUAUGGAGUUCAGGUUCAGACCAAUGAGUCCCAUGUUACUAUAAUGCUUUAUUACACAACCAUUGGAUCUAACAGCACACAGGUGGCACGAGCUACUGCUAACAAAUUUGUAGAAGACGCAUGGGUUCAAGUCAUCAUCGCUGUGGAAGAUGGAAUUAUUGAGUUUUAUCUGGAUGGGAGCCCAAUCCCAGGAGGGUUAAAGAGUCUUAAAGGAGAAGCCAUUAUAAAUGAUGCUGCACCUAUUAGGAUCGGUUCCAACCCAGAUGGUGAACAGCGUUUCACUGGUUUGCUGCAGGAUGUCCGGCUGUACUCCAGCUGCCUCAACCGCUCUCAGAUUCAUGAGCUUCACAACCAACCAGCCAAAACUGACCUCCACAACGUCUCAGGAUACCUGACGUACAGGCAGGAGGAGAAGGAGAAGUCGUUUUUGGUGGAGGUGCGGGAUGAUCAGGAGGCGGAGGGUGAGGAGGUGUUUUACCUGCAGCUGGUGGCUGUUCAAGGUGGAGCCCGUCUGCCAAUGCCCAGACCUACUGCCAUCCUGAGGGUCAUGAAGAGCGAUAAUGCCAAUGGACUUUUCAGCUUCACUGGUGCUUGCAUACCAGAUAUAGCUGAGGAGGGCUCUAUGAUCUCCUGUGUGGUGGAGCGCACACGUGGAGCUCUGGACUACGUCUAUGUAAACUACACCAUCACUCAGCUUGAUUCACCAGCAGACUUGUCAAAUGCCUCAGACUUUGCCAAUGCUACAGGCUUCAUCCUCUUCCAGCCGGGUCAGCUAUCUGAGGUUUUAAACCUGCUGGUUGUAAACGAUGACCUUCCUGAAGUUGAUGAGCACUUCCGGGUUCGACUGGUGUCUGCUAAAUCAGGCGAUGGUAAACCAGGUUCCACUCCCACAAGUGGAGCAAGCAUUGAUCCAGAAAAAGCUGUCAACAACAUUACUGUCAAAGCCAGCGAUCACCCAUAUGGCCUGCUGCAGUUUCAGACCACUCCAGUGCCUGUGGGAAUGAUCAGACCUGCUCUGGAAGAGGCUCGGGUCACUGUUCAGGAGGAGACUGGUGUGGUCAGACUGCUGGUGGCCAGAGCACAGGGGCUGUUGGGACGGGUAAUGGUGAGCUAUCGGACAUCUCCAUUCACAGCAGCUGGAUCAGAGGACUAUGAGGACACAGAGGGAUUUCUAGACUUCAUGCCUGGCGAGAGAUUUAAAUACAUCAACGUGACCAUAAUAGACAACUCAGUGCCAGAGUUGGACAAAGUCUUCAGAGUGGAACUGUAUAAUCCAAAUGGAGGAGUGGAUCCAUAUUUUGCGAGCGAAGGCAGUGGAAGUGGCGAUAGUGAAACUGACUUCUUUCUUCCAUCUUUUCACUAUCAUCAUGCUAACCUUGGCGCUGCUGCUCGUAUCAUCGUGACCAUCGCUGCCUCUGAUGAAGCGCAUGGUGUCUUCCAAUUCAGCGCUGACUCUCUGAUUGUGAACGGCACUGAGCCUGAAGAGGGCAGGAGUACUGUAGUACUGCAGGUAAUCCGUUCCUUUGGCGCUCUGUCCAAUGUGACAGUGUACUGGGAGGCGGAUGCUGCUUCAGAGGGGGAACUCGUUUACAGAUCCGGCAAUGUGAGCUUUGAGGUGGGCCAGACUGUUAGAAGCAUCUACCUACUGAUUUCCCAAGAUGAUGUUCCAGAACUGGACAAGACCUUUAAAGUCCGUCUCACCAAUGUUUCUCAUGGUCGACUUGGGAAGGAAACCACUGCCACCUUAACCGUAUUGGCCAACGAUGACCCAUAUGGACUUUUUGUAUUCUCUGACAACACCAGGCCAGUCCGUGUGGCAGAAGCAAAUUCUCUUACUUCCUUAACCAUACAGAGGAGAAAGGGCUUAAUGGGAAGCGUACGAGUGGCAUACCGGACACUAAAGGACACCGAUACUGCCCCCUACAGCACACCAGGAGUAGGUCGGGCCAGUGAAGGAAAUGACUUUGUGGCUGUUGUGAACUCUGUGGUUUUCUCAGCCAAUCAAAGUGAAGUAAAUGUGACUCUGAGGGUGCUUGAUGAUAAUGAACCAGAGAGGGCCGAAUCUGUGUUUCUGGAACUUGUCAGUGUCACUUUGAUUGAAGGGUUGCAACCCAGACCAGUGGCUCUUUCCCCUCGACUGGGCCCACAGAAUGUCACCAUUGCUCAGGUCAUUAUAGAGGCCAGCGAUGAUGCUUUUGGGGUGCUACAAUUGUCUUCUUCUGCAGUGAGCGUGCCCGAGUACUAUACUGGACCUAUUAUUAAUGUGACGCGCAUUGGAGGGAUUUUUGCUGAUGUGUCUGUCAAGUUCAGAGCAGUGCCAUUGACCGCUAGAGUGGGUGAGGACUACAGUGUAGCCUCUUCUGAUGUGGUUUUGCUGGAGGGAGAGAGCAGUAAGCCCGUCCCCAUCCUCAUUAUCAAUGAUGUGGUGCCAGAGCUGGAGGAGACUUUCCGAAUAGAGCUUCUCAACCAGACCACCGGGGGUGCUCUUCUGGGGGACCUUACACAAGCCAUCAUCACCAUCCUGCCCUCAGAUGAUCCGUUUGGAUUAUUUGUUUUUCAAGCUGCACCUAUCACAAUUGAGGAGCCAGCGCUAACCGCAUUUGAAGUCUCCUUACCUAUAGUGAGGAAUGCUGGAACUAUGGGGGAUGUUGCUGUCCAGUGGAGAGCUACAGUCAAUGGCCGACCGGCCACUGGUGAUCUCCGACCUGUGUCUGGAGAAGUGAGGUUUGCUCCUGGAGAAACAUUAAAGACACUGAAAGUUGAGGUUUUGCCUGAUGAUGUACCUGAAAUUGAAGAGAUUAUAAAAGUUGAACUGGUAAGUGCCACCAGUGGAGGAAACAUUGGACUUGAGAAAGUGGUCGACAUCAUUGUACCUGCCAAUGACAACCCUCACGGCACUGUGUACUUUGAGCAAGCAGUGUACCGCGUCCAGGAACCACUGGAAGGGAUCUACAUUGCUAAUGUUACAGUUCGCAGGAGCGGCGGUAAUUUUGGCAUGCUGGAGAUUGUCUACAGCACCUCAGAGGUUGAUAGUGUGAGCAAUGCUCUCAAGGAAGGCCGCAAUUUCCUAGUUUACUAUGAUUCUCGAUUGGCUGGAGCGCCAUCUAAUGCCAUCCGCCGACCCAUCAACAUCACCACAAACACAAACGUGCUCAAUUUCUGUGCAGCUUUCUGCCUUCGAGAGCGAGCUUGCCAAGCUUUCAGCUUCACCAACACAUCCACGCCAAGUUGCUUCUGGGUAACAUCUGGGGUCAGUCAAUUGAGUCCAUCCCCACAAACGUUCACCUAUUUAAAAAACACCACAGCGACCGCGUCUCUGUUUAGCUCGCAGGCUGUUGCUGGGAGUGACUUCAUAACCAUGACGGCUCAGACCACAACCAUGCUGGAUGGAUCAGGAGUUGCAAACCUCACUGUACCCAUCUUGACUGACUCUUUGCCAGAGAUGGAUGAGAGUUUCAUCAUUAAGAUCCUGAAGGUUAGCUUGGUCAACGUGACAGCAACUGCCAGGAACUUGCCAACAAUUAGGCAGCCGGACACAGCUUUGGUGACUAUAGGGAUGAAUGGAGAUGCAUUUGGAAUAUUUUUGCUCUACAGUAUUAACCCCAAUGCCACUCAGGAAGGGCUGUAUCUGGAAGUGAGAGAAGAACCUAAAACUACAGUACUGCUGGUCAUUGAGAGGAGAGGAGGCAGUAUGGGACAGGUUACAGUGGAGUGGAAGUAUGUUGGUGGCAGCGCCACACCUAAUGCUGACUUUAAUGGGACGGGGGAAACCGUCAUCUUUGCAGAGGGGGAUGUAAAGAAGACCCUUGAGUUUAUCAUCACUGAUGACACAGAACCUGAAAACAAUGAGACUUUGCAGAUUGGCCUUGUGAGCACUGAGGGUGGCAGCCGGAUCCUUCCCAGCUCAGACACAGUCACCAUCCUCAUCCUGGCCAAUGACAACGCAGCAGGGGUGGUUGGCUUCCACACAGCCUCUCGAUCGCGCAUCGUCAGAGAGGGUGAGAGUGUGUCUCUGCUGGUAGAGAGAACGGCUCCUGCUAUUGGAAAUGUCACAGUGGAUUGGAGGAUUGAAGGUCCUCUGGUCUCAACGACUUUUGCAGACACCUCAGGAACUCUCUUUUUCUCUGAGGGAAUUCUAAAUAAUACCAUAGUGUUAAAGUUACUCGAGGAUACCACACCAGAAGACAGAGAGGAGUACAGAGUUAUCCUGUCAAAUAUACAAACCACAGGGGUCACAAAGACAGGAAUAGCAGCACUGAGUGCUCAGGCCCGUGAAGCAGUGGUGAGUGUGGAGGCUAGUGACGAACCGUUUGGCCUGCUCAGCAUCGCCCCGUCGUCAUUACAAGUGACCACAGAUGAGAAAAACACCACCAUCAGGAUUUACAUCAACAGAGAAUUUGGUGCAUCAGGUGCUGUAAAUAUAAGCUAUGAGACAGUGCGAGGCUCCCUGCAGGACCUCAGACAGACUGAAGGAGCUCUAGCUCAUCCAGGGCAGGACUUCCGAUAUGUCUCCAGCUCUGUGAUCAUGCAGGAUGGACAAACGUCUGUGUCUAUCCCCAUCACCAUCAUAGAUGAUGACAUCCCUGAGCUGCAAGAGUUUUUCUUAGUCAAUAUAACAUCAGCUGUCCUCAUAACUACCCUUCCAACUGCACCUAAACUAAAUACUGAAGGUCUUGUGGCAGAGAUUAUCAUCAGUGCCAAUGAUGGAAUCAGAGGGAUCAUUGGCUGGCAAAACAUAGACUAUGUAGUAAAUGAAACGAUUGGUGUGUUAACUCUGGUGGCCUUCCGUGAUGCCGGGACAUAUGGAAAUGUAUCCCUGUUCUUCUAUGCCCAGAAUCUAGAGGCUCAAUUGGGUCUGGAUUUCAAUGCCACCCCAUCAAUGAUCUACUUUGUGGAUGGAGAACGACAUAAGUUCAUCGAAGUACAGAUAUUAGAUGAUGCUCUUCCUGAAGGGGAUGAGAUGUUCCAGCUAAUCCUAACAAACCCCUCAGCAGGUCUGCAACUGGGAGAGAACACUACAGCUAUGGUGAUGAUUCUGGCCAAUGACGAUGGCCAUGGCAUCAUAUCCUUUAAUAACAGUGAGCACUUCCUGCUAAGGGAGCCCACCUCUGUGUCCGGUCUGGGCACGAGCGUUGCCACCCUCUACAUCAUACGGGACCCUCCUCAGGGGACUUUUGGCACAGUCACAGUCCAGUUCACCAUCACUGAUGUCAAUGGAUCCCUGUACACUGAUGAUCUCACACCUUCUUCCGGCUUUGUGGUGCUUGAGGAUGGAGUUAGAUUCAAGACAUUGGAGAUCUGGGCUGUUCUGGAUGCCGAGCCAGAGAUGAAUGAGACUUUCACAGUGACUCUGUCCAACCCUACUGGAGGUGCUCGACUGGGGGUCUCACUGCAGACAUUUAUCACCGUCCUGCAGAACCAGGCUCCUCUAGGCCUCUUCAGAAUAUCACCUUCACUGAACAGGACACUGGACACCAUCACACUAGAGGAACGUAUGGGCACUGUGUAUCUGACUGUGUCCCGUAGUAAUGGGCUGGAGUCUGCGGUCAGCGUGGAGUGGGAGACCCGGUCAGGAACAGCUUUUGGCAUGAGGGGAGAGCAGCCAGUGCUGGCUGUGUAUCAGACUAUUAGGGACAGUUUUGCAUCAGUCUGGUGUUCAGUGCCCAGUGAGGAUGCCGCUCUGGUGCUGAGGCUGAUCAAAGGCCUAGCUCAGAACCAGACUGUACUCUACAAGUGGCAGGGCAUCUUUGUGCCCGUUGAGUUUGUCAGCAUCCAGAAUCCCAGCUCUUGUGUGGGCUUUACAGUAAAUGGCUCCAGCUAUGUGGCAGUUUCCCAUGCAGACACCACUCUGUCAUUAACCACCAACAUCAGCUUAUUUCACGUUCAAGCAGAUCUCAACCUUACUCAAGAGCAGACUUUUACUGCGAGCGGUUUCAGUGUCAAACACUUCUCCACAGAUCUCAAGCAAUAUUUGAUAGCUUCAAGUGAGAUAUUUGUGUGGAACAGAGGCUCAUUCUCCCUUCAUCAAAAUCUGGAGUUACAAGACAUCACCAUAGCCGUACCUUUCAGACGAGGCAGCAGCAACAUACAACACCUGGCAGUGUGUCGAAACAGAACAUCAGCAGCCUGUGUGAUCUACCAGUGGACUGAUGGACGUUUCCAAAAUCCCCAACCAUUGGCACUCAAUGCUCGGGUCAAGCAAGUGGAAUCGCUUCAGAUGGGAGGAGACACUUUCCUUUUUAUUGUUACUGAAGGUCUAAGCCCAUCAUGUGAAGUGUUUCUGUGGGGCUCUCAGCAGACUGUCUUCCAGCAGACACAGUCUAUCCUAGUUCCAAGCCUCUUUUCAGUCCAUCCCUUUACCCCACCUUCAGGAAUAUCUCACCUACUACUUGCUGGGGUAAAUGGAUCAGCCCUGUAUUCAUGGAGGUCUGAACUUCGGCAGUUUGCAGAAGUACUCAAGUCUCCAUCUGCCCAAGAGUUCCUGUAUCUUCCAGUCCCUUCCAUCAACUCCACCAAGAGUCUCAUCUUAGCCAGUGGAAAAUCUAAUUCAUUGGUUUAUGAGCUGACCUCAGUGUCCAACCAAUCUGACUUCAUCCCCAGUUCAGGGGAGCUGUUUUUCCAGCCUGGGGUGCAAGAGCUGGAAAUAGCAGUGAAUGUAAUUGACGACGAUGUUCCUGAGGAGGAAGAACAUUUUCGUGUCAGCCUCAAAAACCCCAAAGGAGGAGCAGAGAUUGGUUUUCGUGGUCAAGUGACCGUCUUCAUUCCAGCUAAUGAUGAUGCUUAUGGGAUUAUAGGGUUUUCACAGAACUCUUUAAUGCGGGAGGUGGAUGAGCUGCAGGCUGAUAACCCAGUGUCUCUGAGCAUCGAGAGGAGAAGAGGCAGGUUUGGCAGACUAACGGUACACUGGAGCGCCUUCGGUAGUCUGGAUGACAUUUUUCCCACUUCAGGAGUGGUGACAUUUUCUGAAAGCCAGGCUGUGGCUACCAUCUCAUUGAAUGUGUUAGCUGACGACAUUCCAGAGUUGGCAGAAAAAAUCACCAUUGUCCUGACAAAAGUCACAACAAUUGGAAUAAUUGAUCCAUCCAGAGGAGCCUUGAUCGACUAUCAGCGCGCCCAAGCCAACCUUACCAUCAGAGCUAAUGGUUCACCCUAUGGAGUCAUUGGCUGGCACCUCGAUUCUCAGUACUUCAUCACACCAGAACCUCAAAAGAGCCCAAGCAAUAUUACACUAAGUAUUGUGAGAGAUCAAGGAUCAUCUGGGAAUGUAUUAGUCUACUACUCCACCAAACCGGCCCUCCACCUGCUACCGCUUAACCAGGCUAGCGGAGGUACUGACUAUGUAGUCAAAGAGGCCACAGUCGUCAUGAUGGAGAACGCUACUGUUGUUUUGGUGUCCGUAACCAUCCUACCGGAUGAUAUCCCUGAACUGGCGGAAACGUUUCUGGUAAACAUCACUAGAGUUGAGGUGUUGGGUGGAGACACCGGAGCAGCUCAGCCCAGUGUGAAGAGGCCUGGUUUGGAGAUAGCCGAGGUCACCAUCCAAGAAAAUGAUGAUCCUAGAGGAGUCCUCAGUUUCAAUGUCUCAAAGGAUGUCUCCGGGGCAGUUCUGGCAUUUGAGGUACCGCCACCUGGAAAUGUCCUUCGUCUGGCUGUCAUGCGGAUGGCAGGUAUAUUUGGUAGACUAGUGCUUUACUGGGAGACACAAACAGUCACAGCCAGCACUGAAGACUUCAGUCCUUCUUCUGGAAACAUCACGUUUCAAGAUGGACAGGCAGUGGCUUAUAUUGAGAUCACCAUUAUUGAUGACAUCAUUGUAGAGUCCACAGAGACAUUCAUGGUGAAAUUGAUUCGAGUCAUUGGAGGUGCCAGGCUGGGAGUUGAGACAUCUUUGACAGUCAGCAUCCCUGCCAAUGAUUCACCUUUUGGUCGGUUUGGGUUUGAAGAGCUAAAGGUGUCUGUGUCUGAGCCUCAGUUCCUCAAUGACCCAGCCUCUGUGGCUACACUGACUGUAGUGCGCAGCUCUGGUGGGGAAGGAAUAGUGCAUUUAAUCUGGCUUCUGCAGGAAGAGGGUAGAGAUGACCUGAGCCCUCGCAAUGGAACCCUCAUUUUUAACGGGACUGAGUCGAAGAAGACACUGGUUAUUCAAGCUUUGGCUGAUGCUGUCCUGGAAGGAGAGGAAAGUUUCACAGUCCAGCUGCUCUCUCCAAAGAAUGAGCCUGUCAUUGAUCCAGUUAGAGGUGUUGCUACAGUUGUUAUUCGGCCUGAUGUAGGUGCUCUGGGAACGGUAGGAAUAGCAGAUUCCAGCAGGAAUGUUUUAAUUGGUGAGCCAAGAGGCAGUUACAAUGGAACAGCUCUGGUCAGUCUUAUAAGAGGUCCUGGCAUCUUUGGUGAGAUUGAGAUCUUCUGGAACAUCACCACAGCUGCAGUUAGUGAGUUUGAGGAAACCUCGGGCAAAGUUGUCAUGAAAGAUCGCCAAUCUGCUGCUACAAUUCAACUGAAGGCACUAGAUGAUGACAUACCCGAAGAAAGACGUGUAUAUCAGCUGAGACUGAGCUCUCUCACCCCAGGCUCAGUGAUCAACCCUGACAGACAGUUUGCCAGCAUCACUAUGGCUGCUAGUGACCUUCCUCACGGGCUCUUCUCCUUCUCCCAAGCCUCUCUGCGUGCCACUGAGGAGGACAGAGCUGUAAAUGUGACCAUUGUUCGCUCCAUGGGUCUAUUUGGCAGUGUGUGGGUCAGUUUCCACACAGAAGGCAGAACUGCGAUCAGCGGGCAGGAUUUUGGACAGUCCUCUGGUCGCCUGUUAUUCAAACCCGGGGAGAGCUCGAGGAUCAUCCCGUUGGUUAUAUUCGAUGAUGACCUUCCUGAAGGACCAGAGGAGUUCUUUCUCAACAUUACUCUAGUAGAGCUUCUCAAUGCCAGUUCAAUGGAUAUUACUGUGAGAGAGUAUGGCCUACAGAUUGAUCAGCCUCCAGCUAUUGGCAAUCUGUCCUCCCUCAUGGUGAUUAUCCAGAAAAAUGACAAUGCUGAGGGUAUCCUGGAGUUUGAUCCUAAAUAUGUCAACAUUACUGUUGAAGAGGAUGUAGGAACUCUGUCCAUCCCAGUGCUCAGACGUGUUGGAUCCUAUGGUCAGGUCUCAGCACAGUUUGUCUCCAAAGGUUUGACUGCUCAACCAGAUUCAGAUUACAUCCUGCUCAACGGCUCCAUAAUCUUUCAGCAUGGCCAAACUCUCAGCUAUAUCAAUGUCUCCAUAGUGGACGACACAGAGAGUGAAUUUAAUGAGAUAUUUGAGUUGCAACUCACCGGUGCCACAGGAGGUGCCAUACUUGGAGCUCAGCUAAUUGCACGAAUAACAAUUGCCAAGAGUGACUCGCCAAAUGGUGUGGUACGAUUCAUCAACCAAAGCGCCAUCACCAUCCCAAACCCCAACAGUACCAUCAGACUGAGCCUGUUUGCAGAGAGAGCAGACGGGCUGCUGGGAAACGCCACGGUAAUGUGGCAGAUUCUAGGCCCAAACUCAAAUGAGGUUUUACCAUCAGUGAACACAGACAUUGGUGAGCCAGUGAACGGGACGUUCAGUUUCAGAGAUGGUGAAGGUGGUGUGCGCAGCAUUGAGCUGAAGAUCCUGCCUCACGGUGAGGUGGAGGUCACAGAGAAGUUCAUUAUCAUGCUCAGUAUCAUCUCUGGAGAGAUGGGUGUCGACUCCAGAGCAGGAUCUGUCACCCUCACGAUUGAGAAGUUUGGGGACCCCAAUGGCAUAGUGCAGUUCACAGAACAAGACCUGAAAGAGCGGAUUUACAGUGAGCCUUCUGACAGCGAAGGGCCUCUUAAAAUAUCAGUCCUUGUCACACGCAGAGAGGGUGUCAUGGGAAAUAUCACGGUUUUCUGGGAAAUCCUCAGUGAUGCAGACACAUCAGGAGACUUCGCUGCCCUGCAUGGUUCAGUCAUCAUCCUGGCAGGACAGCGUUUGGCAGAGAUCAUCCUCACCCUGCUGCCCGACCCUGUGCCUGAGCUAGAGGAAACAUACACCCUCCGUCUGACUUCUGUGGAAGGAGGCGCAGAGCUGGACUUAAACCGCAGCAGCACCCGUCUGAAGGUCCCCGCCAAUGACGAACCCCACGGGGUGUUUGUCAUGUAUUCCCAAAACCAGUCUGUGGUUGUCAACGCGGCAGACCGAAGCAGACAACUCAUAAUCAGUGUCAACAGGCUGGCAGGAGCUUUUGGCAAUGCCAGUGUGGGGUACAAGAUCAGUUUUACAACUCCUGGGCAGAGUUUUACAGAGGACACGAUCACUGGAAACAUACUGGUGAAGGACGGAGAACGUGAGGCCAGCGUUAGAGUGCCGGUUAGUAGCCAGGUGUUCUUUGUAAGCGGCUUUAAUUUCAGUGUUGAGCUGACGGAUGUGACUCUGAUUGGUCCUCUGCUCGGUUCCCCUCCCAGAAUUCAGCUGGAAUCAAAGCUGGCUGUCGUUUCAGUUCCUGAAGUUGCAGCCAAUGCUGUGGUUGGAUUUGCCUCUUUGGCCCUGCGGGUCUCAGAUUUAGAGAGUGGCCAGUGUGAGGCGCUAGUGACACGGACAGGACUAUAUGGAAACGUUACAGUCCGAUGGAGCUCUGGGUUUCCUCCCGGUCAAACUCCACAAGGAUACCAACCAGGAGACAUUUUGCCAAGAUCAGGCUCAGUAAUGCUUGCCCAUGGUCAGAGGAGUGAGCUGAUCUCUUUCACUGCUCUCAAUAACAUCUCAGUGGUCACAGCGCAUGCCAUUUACCUCACCUCUGUAGAGUCAGAGUCACCUGGUGGAGCACGUCUUAGGACUGGUUACACAGUUGCCGAAGUGGAGCCAUUGGGAUUGUAUCAGUUUCAUCCAGAUUCCCAGCAUCUGGUCAUCGAGGAGGACGUGCAGACCAUCACACUCUAUGUCCAGCGCUUCUACGGCUUCCGCAGCAACCGAUCCAGCGUCUUCUACAGGACGUGGCCUGGCACUGCCCAACCUGACAAGGACUUUGUGCCAGUGACUGACGGUCAGCUUCUGUUUGAUUCCCGGCAAACAUCUGCUUCAAUUCGCCUGUCCAUACUGGACGAUUCCCUAACUGAGCCGGAUGAGGAUUUUUAUGUGAACUUAACCAGCGUGCGCGUUCUCAGCACCACUUUGCCUCCAGUCACAGCUCAGCCUGAGAUUGUACCGAAAAAUAGCAUAGCGACAGUUACCAUUCGUGCUAAUGAUGUGGUUAGUGGAUUUCUGAGUAUCGGGCCAGCAGUGAAAUUGAUUUCUGAAGACAGUCUGGAGGAUUCGCCCCAACAGAAGCUUCAACUCAGAGUACGGAGGACGGCAGGGCUCUCAGGGGUGGUGAGUGCCAAAAUCAGGGCUUAUGCAGGACUCAAAACUCCACUGGUGGAUGCAUCACAGUUUCAUCGAGAGCACAAUGGCACGUGGGCUCUGGAAGGAGAAGAUUUUGCUCUAGAGACGCAGAGUGUGACGCUGUUGGAGGGACAGAAUGAGGUGGAGGUCACUGUGGUAAUACUGAAUGAUCUGGAACCGGAGGGACAGGAGGCCUUCUUUAUCUACCUCAGCGAAGCAGAAGGUGGAGCACAGAUUGUCAGUGUGCCAGAUGAGCUGGGCUUCACUUCCUUUGCCAAAAUCAUUAUUCUGGGGAGUGAUCUUCAGAAUGGUAUAGUUGGCUUCAGUCUGAGCUCUCAGUCGGGGCAGGUCCUGGACGAGGACUCAGUGAACAGAACAGUGACACUCGUAUUGCAAAGACAGGAAAACAGAGCAUUUGAAGAUGUGCUGGUGUUUUGGCGGGUCACGUUCAGCACUACUGAUCAUGCAUUAGUCAGUCAUGGAGUGGAUCUGGCCAAAGAACUGCUGCAGACUUCAGGCACGUCCGUCUGCAGGAAGGGAGAAGUUCUCUGUGCCCUCAAGCUGGAGGUCCAACCAGACAAGAACCCAGAGUAUGAGGUGUGGUUUCUGGUGGAGGUCUAUAAAGUGGGCGAAGGUGCUGCUAUAAACCAGACUGCCCGUUUUGCCAACAUCACCAUGCUGGAGAGUGAUGACCCACGUGGGCUGGUGUACUUUGCUCAGGGCUCCAGAUUACCUGUGGUCACCCUCAAAACCACAAGCGUCAGUCUUCAGGUCUACAGAGACGCCAGUACAGCAUCAUCUAUUUCUGUCAAGUACCGGAUGCAGGAGCUUCCAAAAGUAGAGUCUAUUGGACCCAGUCUGAUCUGGCCGGCUGUAGCAGGGCAGGAUUUUGUCAUGUCAGAGGGCACGUUGACAUUUGAGAUUGGACAGAGUAGUGCUGGCCUGAACGUAGACCUCACACCAAACAUCGGUUCCUCCAAUCUGACACCCAAACGCUUUCAAGUGGUUCUCUCUGAUGCUACCGGUGGCGCACGGGUUCAUCCAGAAUUCGGGCUGGCGAACGUCACCCUGGUUUCAGACACAGAGACUCAGGCUGUGUGGGCCCUGCUGGACCAGCUACACCAGCCUCUGGAGGAGACCAUCAUCAACCGGGUCCUGCAUGCACUCAUCAAUAAAGUUAGCAGGGACAUCACUCCAGAGCAGCUAAUGGCAGUGCUAGAUGCCUCCAGCAAGAUACUGAGUGAUGCUGAACAGACUCCUCUAAAAGACAGCAGUCGUGGGUUGACCUAUGAACUCCUGUGUGCCAUGGCGAACCCCAAUCGAACGGAUACUCAAGGUGUGAGCCAGCUGUCUGAGGUGGCAGAGCGCUUCGCAUACAGCCUGCUUACAGACAUUAAGUGUGGAGCAGAAGGAAAGAGAGGUAUAACCAUACUGGACAAUUGCCCAUAUUUCACCAUCGCUGCACACCACUGGUAUCCCAUGCAGAUUAACGGGCACACAUUCAUAGGCAAAAACACAGACACGUUUACCUUGCCGGAGACCCUGCUGGAGGUUCCAGCUCUUCCUGCUGAUAGCACGGCCCCGUCGGCUUGCUAUAAAGUGCACUUCACCGAAUACAGUACUGAACACUGGUUCCUCACCAACAAAAAACCCAGUGCUUUAAAUGGCAAGGUUUUUUCAGUCAGUCUUUACGGCAGAGGCUCUAAACCUCUUGCAGAUGGUCAAGAGGUUGUUUAUCGUAUACAUACCCCAGAUCGACGAGGAAAACCAAAACCAAGCCAGUCUCUGUGCCUGCUGUGGAAUCAGGCUGCUGAAAGCUGGUUGUCUGAUGGUCAGUUCUGUCGUUUGGUGGACGACACUCAGAAUUAUGUAGAGUGCGCCUGUUCGCAUCUGUCCAUCUACACAGCGUAUGCGGAGAUUGAAAGCUUGGCUUCAUUCAAUGAGGCCUUCUAUGCUGCUGGCUUCAUUUGUAUCUCAGGGUUUGCCUUGGCCAUGGUGUCUCAUCUGAUGUGUGCAAGAUUCCUCAUGUUCGCUGCCAAACUCCUCACACACAUGAUGGUGGCCUGCUUAGGGACUCAGAUUUGUUUCCUGGUGUCUGCAUUUCGGGGACGUAUGUUUUCAGAGGACAGUUGUGCUGCUCUCGGCCUAUUCUUCCAUUACUUCCACCUCAGCCAGUUCAGCUGGAUGCUUGUACAGGCCAUAAACUUCUGGCAGAUAUUGGUGAUGAAUGAUGAGCACACGGAGAGACGGUAUCUGCUCUAUUUCCUGCUCAGCUGGGGUCUUCCUGCUCUGGUCAUCAUUGUUCUGGUUGUGGUCCUGCUGGGGGGAUUUGGAUGGAGCAUUCAUAGUGUGUAUGGCCUGGUGCAAGGAGACCUGUGCUUCAUCCCAAAUGUAUAUGCGGCUCUCUGUACAGCAGCCCUGGUUCCUCUCAUUUGUUUGGUAGGGGUACUGGUGAUCUUCAUCCACGCGUAUCAAGUCACUCAGCAAUGGAAGGCCUAUGAUGACAUCUACAGAGGUCGAACAAACAGCUCAGAGGUGCCCAUGAUGCUGUAUCUGUUUGCUCUGGUGACUCUGGUGUGCGUUUGGGCAGGAUUGCACAUGGCCUACAGAUAUAUAUGGAUGCUGAUUCUCCUUGUUAUCUUCAACAUCUUUCUGGGUCUAUAUGUGUUUUCUGUGUACUUCGUCAUGCAUAAUCAGCUCUUCUGGCCUGGUAAGGCAACCUAUACGGUGGAGAUGAACGGUCACAGCAGCCCAGACUCCAUUUACCAGAGCACCGGUGCAGCUACUGUCGGCGGAGGAGAAAUCAGCAAGUCUACGCAAAACCUCAUCAGUGCCAUGGAAGAGAUCUCUGCAGACUGGGAAAGAACCUCGCUGAGGCCCAGCAGUCAACCGAGUAGUAUCUUCAAACCCAGUCCUCAGGAUGAGGCCUACAUCACUGAAGGAGGCUUCAUCAACAGCGGUCUGGUGCAGGACGAGGAGUCGCAGGAGUUCGAUGACCUCAUAUUUGCCUUAAAAACUGGUUCUGGCCUUAAUGUGAGUGACAACGAGUCGAUUCACGGCAGUCAUGAUGGAGGAAGCAUGGCGAACUCUCAGAUCGUCGAGCUGCGGCGGAUCCCCAUCGCAGACACACAUCUUUAACCUCACAGAUUUUUUUUUUUUUUGUACUGAAAAUUGUAAAAAUAAGAAUAGUUGUUGAUUUUUUACAGUUUCUGCCUUUGCACUAAAUCUUGUUAGUUUUUAUGUUGUCUUUUUUAUACGUGGACUUUGAAAUUGUCUUUUUAUGUAUACAUAUGUGAAUAUAAUUAUCACUAAAUUAAUUUGUGAAAGGUUUUAGCAUUGUUGUGAAUUGAAAUAUUAUGUAGAUGGAGUGGCAGCUGGCCUGUGAGCCCCGAAAUUCUGCUGCUUGAUUUGUGUAACACCAAUAAUAAAAGAUUCAAACUCCA
Molecule: messenger RNA, 19175 nt
Organism: Danio aesculapii
Lineage: Eukaryota; Metazoa; Chordata; Actinopteri; Cypriniformes; Danionidae
Gene: adgrv1
Product: adhesion G protein-coupled receptor V1
Biological process (GO): G protein-coupled receptor signaling pathway; cell communication; negative regulation of adenylate cyclase activity
Cellular component (GO): membrane
Molecular function (GO): G protein-coupled receptor activity
Source: RefSeq, a predicted model, not a curated record